UUGACUUUUCCUCAAGAACUCAUCGGUCUUAAGGAACAAUCUCAAACCAAAAGAAAAACUGAAAACGAAAACCAAGAUGAACAAUUCACCAAAAGUGGUGAUAAACAUAGUGGAAGUAGCAGAGAGGAUUGAAGUGGCCAAUGGAAUCUCUCUCAGUUACUAUUACAACCUUUCAGACAAUCUCAUCAAACAGGCUAACAUUUAUAGGCAACAAGAGAAUAACAUCAUCAAUCUCUAUAUUGAACUUCUUAUAUUUGCAAGUUUGAUCACUGAAACUAUACCUUACCAUAAAGACUACAAGUUUUCACUGAAAAAAGAAAAGCUUGAAACCAGAAAGAAACUGUUGAGUGUUCUUGAAGAACUGGAGAGAUUAAAGCCACAUGUGCAGCUGCUUGUUUCAGAAUUGAAGAGAAAUUCUGCAAAUCAUGUUACUUAUGGUCAGGUUCAUCAUGAUGUUUCUGCAGAAAUAAAUAGAAAUUCUACAAAUCAAGCUGUUGUUUCUGUUGGCCAACUUCACUGCCAUGAUUCCUCAAAUGAUAAAUUCCAACAGACUCAGAAAUUGUUGGAUGAGAUAGCAGAUAUGAUGGAGACACUAAAAAAAAAAAAUUCAGAAUCAAGCUCAAUUCAGGGGAACAUAUGAAUUUUUUUUUUAUUUAUCAUGAAAAUUUAAAUAUAUUUUAUUUGAUAGUAUUGGAAUUAUCUUAUAUGGUUACAUGUGGACGAUAAGGUAUUUAACUCAUGAGUGAGAGGUUAAAGAUUUGACUCCUUAAUGUAUAUUUGAAAUAAGUGAGUUGGCUUA
Messenger RNA from Dioscorea cayenensis subsp. rotundata (Guinea yam), 799 nucleotides. RefSeq names its product AMSH-like ubiquitin thioesterase 3. NCBI's taxonomy places the organism in Eukaryota, Viridiplantae, Streptophyta, Magnoliopsida, Dioscoreales, Dioscoreaceae. The record is from RefSeq and is a predicted model, not a curated record. Gene Ontology annotation, biological process: protein K63-linked deubiquitination. Bases 77 to 640 code for a protein of 187 amino acids. Gene Ontology annotation, cellular component: membrane; endosome. The transcript is spliced from 5 exons.